AUGCCAUUUGCUCCGUUUGUAGGAGUUAAUCACCAUGGACAGUCAAUUUUGUUCGGUUGUGGGUUGUUAAGUAAUGAGAACACGGAGACUUUUGUUUGGCUAUUCAAAGAAUGGUUAAGUUCCAUGUCAGAUGUUUCCCCAAAAACGAUAAUAACUGACCAGUGCAGAUCUAUGCAAAAUGCCAUAGAAAUUGUCUUCCCAGAGGCUCGGCAUCGUUGGUGUUUAUGGCAUAUUAUGAAGAAAAUUCCCGAGAAAUUGAGAGGAUAUUCACAAUAUGAGUCCAUUAAGGUUGCUUUCAAUAAUUCAGUUUAUGACUCAUUCACAAUAGAUGAAUUUGAGGAAUACUGGGAAGCAAUGAUUGAAAAUUUCAAUUUGAAUGAUAACGAGUGGUUGGGGAUAUUACACCGUGAGCGACAUAGGUGGAUCCCUGCCUAUGUUAAAGACAUAUUUUGGGCUGACAUGUCAACUACACAACGAAGUGAGAGUAUGAAUGCAUUCUUUGAUGGAUAUGUGAACUCAAAGACAACGUUGAAGCAAUUUGUUGAGCAGUAUGACAAUGCGUUGAGAAGUAAGGUAGAGAAGGAGACAAAAACAGAUUUUAAGUCUCGUAACAAAUUAUAUGAUUGUUUAACGGUGUAUCGUUUUGAGAAGCAAUUUCGUGCAGCUUACACUAAUUCCAAAUUUAAAGAGGUUCAAGUAGAACUGAAGCGUCUAGUGUAUUGUCGUGCAAAUCUUAUCAAACAAGAGGGAGCAGUUUGUACCUAUCAUGUGAGGGAGGCUAUUGUUGUGGGUGAUGGGAUGAAGAAAGUGGAAUUUGUUGUGUACUUUAAUUUAACUAAAUGUGAGCUCCAAUGUAUGUAUCGGUUGUUUGAGUUUAGAGGUAUUAUGUGUGCACAUUCACUUUCUGUGCUCAUUGAGAGAUCCAUAUAUGAGGUGCCGCGAAGUCAACAUUACUAUCGUCCUUCUGUGGAUGCCAUAGCAGACCAUUUCCUUGUCCCCGCACCAGUUACCACAAGUGGGGACGACAUUGGGAGCACAUCUCACCAAGAAGCUGGAAUGGUCAACAAUAUUAGCAGUGAAAGAUCGAUAUCUAUCCCCGGGGUACCCAAAAUCAAAGAUAGUGUUAAUACUGCUACAUGGAUGCCACAGGUCACUGGUUCUUCAGUUGAGGCACAACUUGGUGUGGAUUUUGCAGAAAUCUUUACCAAAUCUGAUUUGUAUCAGUACGUAGAAUAUAACAAUCUAACCUUAAUAGUCCCUCCUGUUGUGUCCUCUGUGCUGAAUGAUCCAUAUGACAGUAUUUUUUAA
Molecule: messenger RNA, 1308 nt
Organism: Camellia sinensis
Lineage: Eukaryota; Viridiplantae; Streptophyta; Magnoliopsida; Ericales; Theaceae
Source: RefSeq, a predicted model, not a curated record